Molecule: messenger RNA, 20585 nt
Organism: Monodelphis domestica (gray short-tailed opossum)
Lineage: Eukaryota; Metazoa; Chordata; Mammalia; Didelphimorphia; Didelphidae
Gene: SOX6
Product: SRY-box transcription factor 6
Biological process (GO): cell fate commitment; positive regulation of chondrocyte differentiation; central nervous system development
Cellular component (GO): nucleus
Molecular function (GO): RNA polymerase II cis-regulatory region sequence-specific DNA binding; DNA-binding transcription factor activity, RNA polymerase II-specific
Source: RefSeq, a predicted model, not a curated record
UGAAAUGGUUUUUAAGUUGUAGACAAGCACAAUGCUGAAUGCCACCUAAUGCCUUCCAAGUGAAAACCAUCUUCUUGAAGAAGAGUCUUUAUAUAACUGAGAAGAUCUAGAGUUGUGAGAGCAGAUUUGAUGUUCUCACUCAGAGAGAAAUGUUAUUUUCUUGUGUGGAAUAUUGCAUACAAACUUAUUCAAUGAAAACUUUUCACUUAUUUCCAGAGAACCUCUCUGGAGCAGGCUACAUUAUAAUCCACUAAAAGGUUAAUUUCCUACCACUUGGAGCAUUUUCUCAAAAUGGCUGGGCUUUCCAUUAUACUACUAAUUUACUUUAUUAAACAUCUUGCAGUCUGUUGGGCAUUAGUAAUCUUGUCUUCGUUAAAACAUACCAUUGUUCAUUGCAUCCCACUGAGAUGACACAAUUCUUAAUGUGUCUUCAGUACAUCAUAUUCUUCUGCCAUGGAAAUCAAGAUGGAUGAAUACUUUGGUAUCUAAACUAUAGUGCUUCUGACUUAUUCACAGCCCAAUGGCUCUUAAAACACAGUUGUCUGCAGGGGAGAAAGAUGAUUUGACUUUCUAUGAUACUUAUUAGGAAGGUAAAUUUAAUGUUAUAAAAAACCAGAUACCUUCCAAUAAUCCAAAUUUUCUCUUCUUUUUUCCAUUUUUUUGGGGGUGGGGGAAAGGAAUGGGUAACCAUCAAUACCUGUGAUUUCAUUAGCCUAGAGAACUCUGGGUAUGGAAACUAUAUCCACUGAAGAGAAACAACUCUUCUGUAACUUAGAAUUUUGGAAGAUUUUCUGGGACCCUUCAAGGUUAUAUGACUUGCCAGUGGUCAUGCAGCUAGCAUGUGUUAGUGGCCAGGUUUUUACGACUCCCAAGCUAGCCUUUCUUAUAUUUUCACAUGGGUUUAUUUAUGUAAAAGUACUUUUAGAGAAAGUGGUAUAUCAAAAGAAGUGUCUGUGUAUAUAAAACAUAAUAUUUAUGUGUUCAAGUAUUUUGAAAUUAAGAUAUGCUAAAUUAACGUAUGUACAUAGAAAAAGGACAUUGAUGCUAAAGAAAGAGCUCUUUUAAAUGGACAAGAGCAGAGUUAUAGGAGACUGCUAGCAUAUUGCUGUAAAGGGUCUUUAGGAGAAAAUAUUUUUAGUGAAGGGCUUGUCUCUAAAAUAUGAAAAAAAUCAAGUUCUGAACUUAUGCUUCAGUGAAUCUAUUUUAAAGCAUAAAACAGCAAAAAUGUAUUCAAAGCAAAUUUUAUAUUCACAUUAAGCAUUUUGAACCAAUAUUCUAAAAUAGGUAUGAAAAUUUAAAAUGACUUAAUCAAAGUUGGUGUUUUGAGCACUUUAGAAAUGAACAAGUGCUUACUGUUAUUUUUUCCCUAAAAACUUACUACUUAUAUUUUAUUGUUUGAAGACACAACUCUUGGGGGAAGCAUAGUGCUGAAUUAACUGUGUGGUGCAUUUGGAUUAAAAAUAAGCUUUUAAUUUGUGCACAGUAUCAUGGCGAGGAUUAUGAGGCAAAGUAGAUGAAGAAAUAAAUGUAGAUAAAGUAUCUUUGAAGGGCUCUUCUUAGAAACAGAUAAUUCUAAGGAUUUGAGUUUAUCCUGUUUUAGAGAUCUGACUGAAUGAAAAUAAUGCUCUCCUGGUCUACAUUAUUUCUUUUUAAAAAUAGAAUCUCUGACUCUGUCUCUUCUCUACCUUGUUUUGAAUGUUCUCCCUUAUUCUUUUAUUCAAUACUGUAGCUGUUUAUAUUCAUUAAGUUUUGUCUUGAGAUGAUUUUAUCUUUUUUUUAAAUGGAUGUGACAUUUGUCAGUUUUCCAGCUGGGAUGAUCUUCAUCUGUAACUUACUUACAAAAUCCUCAUUAUUCUUUUUAUCAAGACAUUUGGGUGGAUACCUAAAAGGCAGUCUGUCUGAAUAGUGUUUCCAGCUCCCUUGUUCUCUUCCUACAUAAUACUUCUGAUCUAAAUUUUAGAAAGCAGACUUGAAUAGAGUCUCAUCUCUAGGAAUUUUCUUAUUACCUGAUAGUUGAGAGACUCAGAGCAGUAAGGAAGGGACUUUCAAAUCAGUUCUCAUUCUGAAGCUUCUGGGUUUGAAUGAUUCUUAGUUUCUUUCAGUUUUCAGGUGGAUUUCAUCUGGAUGCUUGUGUAGUUGCAAUUCAGGAGACAAAGAUCCAAAGAAAUUGCUUUUGAAAUAUAAAAAUAGCCCUAUAUUAGUGUCAGAGAAGAAAUAUUAGUGUUUUCCUGACAGAACAUUGAGGAUUUAGUAGGCUAGCUUCUUGACUAUAAAACCUUUUAUUAAGGAAAUUGAAAAGGAUAUUUUAAGGCAAGAGUUCUUCACCUAGAGAUGACAAACUUUUUAAAGAAAUAUUUUGAUAACAGUAUUUCAUUAUGUUUCCUUUGUAUUCCUAAGCAUUUUAUUUUAUACAUUUAAAAAGAUUAAUCUGUGAAGGGGGUUCAGAGGCUUCCCCAGGCUGCAAAGGAGUCUAUAAUACACUCAAAAAAGAUAAAAUCCCUUUCAUUAAAGCAACCUUAUCUAGCAUUAAAAUUAACUAACCACAUGAAAUGAGCAUGACUCCCAGAACUGUCCAGAGUUCUCAGUUCUCAUAGCCACUGAAGGAUCUGCCCAACAUGGACACAGACUGGUAAGGCAGCUACAUUAAUAGAAAUUCUUAUCUACUCUCUGUUGGAGAUAAUCUGAAAGGAUCAGUGACUGUGGCUUCUUUUUUAGGGCCUUCAAUUUCUGUGGCCUGGAACUACGUAGUUGCUACAUGAUCUAAGUUAGAAAGUUAUACCCCAGAGCCACAGAAAGGUUUCUUAGUAAGGUUGCAGAAGCUAGUCUAUGAGAUAAGGAUGUGGGAUAUUGUUUUGCACAUCUAUAAUGAAUGGGCAACACCAAGGGUGUAUGAGGACUGAUUGUCAUCUUAGCAACUCAAAUCUACUACAUAGGUCAGGAGGAGAAAACAUUCUAUGGGAAAUGGUUAUCUUUUCAGGAGCUAUGCCCAAUUCUAGUUUUUCUUUUCCUUAAAAAAACUUUUUCCUCUUAAGGGUAUAAAAAGUGCUAAAGAGCCAGUGAACUGUGUACCAGUGACUACGUACUUCAAUUAUGUGUAUAAAAACACAAGCACUUAGUCUUACCCAUUCAUUCAUUUUCAUGGGAGCAACAAGUGAUCAGUAAAACAUUCUAUAGCUUAUUAGGCAUGCUGGUUCUAUAGAAUGACCUAAGCCGUGUAUUCUAGUCAUUUGACAGCUGAUUCCUCCUCAAAAAGCCUUUUCUUAGCUUAAACUUCCCGUUUAUCUUUGCAUAUCAUCCUCAAUGUUCUGGGGCAGGACCCCUGCCCAGGAUUUUGGUGCUUUAUUCAAAAGCUAACAGGAAUGUCCCCCCAUUCUUGGGGUAAGAUCUCUAGCUCUGUUUCUGGGAUUGUUUCUGUCCACCAGCUCUUGUGUAUCAUAUUGUUCUUCCUUCGGCAUAUACUCUGCGCUAUCUCGUCUCAUGAUAAUAAUAAUGAUGAUGACGAUGAUGAUGACAGGUAUUUGUUGGCAUUUUAAGGUUUUGACUGAUAGGCUUUAAUUUGAUCCUCACAACAGCCCUGUGACAUAAUUGUUGUUAUUACCCAGAUUUUCCAGAUGAGGAAGCUGUCCAAAUCAGGAUUUAAACCUGCAUCUUCUUGACUCCAAGUUUAGCAUUCCAUUUUCUGUGCUACCAUGCUCUCUAAUAAAUUGUUUUCUCUUUCCUCAAUACAGUUACAUGGGCCAUAACCAUAAGCAUGCCAAAAUGCAUUCCAAUUGAACUUUAAAAAAUUGUGCAGAUUUUAAAAAUAUAAAAACAAAAUUGACCUCUUUUAAAAUUGUGUUUCGAAAUGAAAAGAAAUUCAUUUUUAAAAUUCCACAGAGAAAAAUCUGUGAUUCCAAAGACAAGUGGGUCUUAGUGCAUCAUCUUUUACAAAAUAUUAUUCUAGGAUAAUCUUGACAUAGAGCAGGUAAAUAAAAAAGAUGAGCUGUGAAAAUCCACAAAUAGGUCUUGAAUGCCAUUUUCCAUGACAACGGGCACUGCCCCAUGAAAGCAUUAAUGCUGGGAAUGUAAGGAAUUUAAAAUUGUGCCUUCUCAGUUUUACUGUUGUAUGCUCAUGUUAAUUAGAGAUAUACUGACAUUUGAAGUAUCUACAUUAAUACACACAGCUACUAUACAUUUGUGAACUGGGCCCAGAAAUCUACUUUAAUUGAAAGCAGUUUGCUAAUCCGAAUGUGUAUAUCUAUUACAUUUUAAGCAUCUUGGUUUUAUAGUCUAGGGUCCUUGGCUACUUGUUCUUCCUUCUGUCUAGUCUUCCCUUUCUGUUUCCAGUUUAUUUCCAAUCUGAUAGCCCAGUUUAUUUACCUAAUCUGCCAGAGAUGUUUGGCUGCUAUGUAUAUGCUUUCUGUGUGGCUUUUUGUAAUUUUUAUUUCUGAUUUUUUUUCUAUUUGAUAUACCAACUACUGAUUUUGAAUACUCUGUUUUACUUUUCAUAAAUCAUUGGUUUGUCUUAUAAACCGUCUGUGCCUUAGCAAGAGAAGAAUUACUAGAGUCUUUAGGGUGAAUUAGGGCAAGAGGCAGGCUGUGAAAUUUACUUCCUUGGAAGUAUUUAAGUGUGAGUGAGAGACAGAAAGACAGAUAGAUGGAGCUUAUCUCUCUCAUAGUUUGAGGCAGAUAAGCCUUUUUUUUUUUUUUGUCAUGGGGAUGGACUAAAUGUCCUCUGGAAUGCUUUUCUGGCUCCAGGACUCUAUGUCUUUUCUUUUGGGUUCCUUAAAAUAAAAUUAAAAGUCCAUUUUUAUUUUUGCAAGCUCAUCAACUAUGGGAAUCUGCCUGUCAGGAUUUCUAACCUAAUUGUUUUGUGCUGGUUGCCUAAUGAAACUCCCACACUUACUUGCCUCUCAGGCCAAGCUCUGAGGAUUGCACAAGACCAGACAGACAGAAGCUUCCUUUCCAGUAGGCACCAGAAUGAACUGCUCCAAAGAGCAGUCAUUUACAAUGUUUUGGAAUGGCUUCAGGGACUAAGCUACCUUCUGAUGGGCCCAUUGAGCACUGGGACCAACAGGGAAGGGUCACUCAAUAUGGUUGCUCUAGUCUAUUUUUAAUCUUCAUUAAUCUCUCCCAGGAAUCCAGGCUUCCGAGUUCUUUAUUCUUUCAUGUUGCAUGCUACAUAUUGUGCUACCCCAGCACAUUCGGUAAUUUCAAGUUAAUUGCUCAAUUAUCAGUGAUAGUCAUAAAGCACUUGACACAUGCGCAGUUGAAGAUUCAAAAAAUUUCAAAAUAGGUUGGUAUUUCAUAAUCUUAAAUAUGAAACACGCCAGUAUCUGCAAGCAUAAAAAUACACAGCGAGGCAUUUCAGGGAAGGCAAAAACCUACUCUUAAAAUCAGAGCUUUUGUCUGGUACUGAAAUGUUUCAUCUUCACUAAUUUUCAAACAUCAUAUCUAAAUCUGACCCUGGUUUGCCUCAUAACUGUCAAAAAACUUGUAAUGGUUUAGAAAGGAGAAUGGAAGGAAAGACUUAUUGCUGAUCUAAAUGCAACAAUGGAACCUUACAAGAAUGUUCUUCAUUGUCGAGUAGAGCUUGGUGUAUAAGCCAGAUCCUUCUUGGAUACCAUCCAGGGGAGUUGAGUGGAUUCACCCAUUAGACCAUUCUGUGGCAUUGACCCUGAGGAGGCUGUUAUAGCGAGGCUCCAGUGAAUUGAUAAUUUGUCCAAAAUUUUUAAAUGUAUGGAAAGUACAUUGAUAGCCCUUUGGGAACUUAUUUUGAAUGCUAUAUGAUAAUGUUGUCAUAAGCCUCCAGGUUAGCCUAGCUUACAUAUCAUGGCAAAAUAAUUAUUGCAACUCUUUUGGAAGCCAAGCAAAGUGUCAUUAGGUUUUUGCAUUAGUAUUCGGUUUAGGGUUUUCUCUAAAGUAGUGCUAACAGCUCAUUUUUUAGAUGCUAUUAUAGGACUUUCCCAUUUUUAUAGUACUGUAGUAAAGCUGAAUUUACUAGCUACAUUCGAAGGUAGAGUGAAGCUGCACAAGAGUCAACAUUAAAGUGAUUCACUGCCCUUUGGAGGAAAAGUCUUCUUAACUUGAGAUUGGAUACAAUAUGGGGCUUGGGGGCAAUUUCAUAAGAGCUACUAAUAAAUUUGAAUAUUGCCAACAAAAGCUGCUUUUUCAACUUUCGUUUUUUAAACCAAGCAGAGCGGCCUGUUUUUUUCUUCUGGUACUCUCAAAUAAAUCUCAAUAGCAUUUAGAGGAAUUAAAGAAAAUAGAAUCAGUGGUCAAAUAGAAUUGUGGUCCUGUAUGUAAAGGGGUGAAAAGGUUCUAGUAAGAGAGAAUUGAUCCUUACCUGGAAAUACUGCUAAAAAAACAACUGUUCUCUGCUAAGUAACAUUUUUUCCCUCAAAGAAUGCUGAAACAGUAUAGAAGAAUAGAAAUACUAUGCAUGGAACUAGAAACAAGUAGCUGGGGCAUUCCUAUUUCUAAACAUAUUCUUAGUUUAAUUCUCAUUAAGCUUUACUUAUUGCUCCACAACACAUUACCUUCAGCAUUCCAUUUGCCUACAACAAACAUUUCAUUAUAUUCUGUGGCAUAAACACAGAACCUUCCCUCCCCACCCCACCAAAUCCUUGGAGCCAAAGCAAAAGGGCUGUACUGUCAUUUUGCAUGUUGUGGUUAAAUAUUUCCAGUGUAGACAAAAAUGUAUGCAUCUUGAUCUUCCUGGAGUUUUUCAAAAGUGAUUGUGGCCAUUGUGUUGUGAAAGGGUUAAUUUCUGAAGCCUGAGAUUCCAUAGACAACUGGCAAGGAGGCCUUGCCCUCAAGGUUUAAUCAGCCACCAAAAGUUUAUUCUUAUGAUGUAAUGCCUGUUAUUAUUAUUAUUAUUAUUAUUUGUUCAGCACUGACAGAAGGUUUGGCACUCUGUUGAAGAGAGACUAAGAGAAGAAGAGAUGGUCUCUACCCUAAGGGCUUAAAACGUGAUAUGUUACUAGAGAGUUUAUGUGGGUGGAGUUUCCUUUGGAAACAGACUGGACUGGAGUUAGCUCUCUCUUCUCUCUCUCUUUCUCUCUCUUUUCUGCUCACAGAGUUUUAUUUAAACUCAGUUGAAUGAAUCCAUUAAUAAAAGCAGUUUUUCUAUUUUUAAUUCACCUCUGGGCUCUUUUCUACCUUUGGAAUACACAAACACAACAAAAAGGUAUGUCUGACAGUUAAUUAUUAUUUUUCCCCUUGGAAUUCUAGCACGGCAGGUAAUUAAGAAAUGGCAUGAAUGGAAUCAAAGUUUGUGCCCUUAUAACUGCCUACAUCAGAAAGAAAAUAGCUUAAAAUGAAAAUAGGACAUUUCUUUUUAUGUGGCAGCAAGUAGAUAAUACAGUGCUUACUGGCUUGGAUUUUUAUUGUUGUCAUGCCUUUUAUGUGUUAAAGUAUAUAAUAAAAUGAAAUGUGGAAUUCAGAUAUGCCAGUCCUCCCUUGUGUGGAGCUUUUCUGACCAUGUGUGUGUAUAGAUAUAUAAUGUGUAUUUUUUAUAUUAUGUACAUUACAAUGUGCAUGUUUACUUACAAUAGAGAGAUGAUACAAUUGAUUGCAAUGGAUAUCUCCACAAGUUUGCCAUCUAAAAUACUAAGUGCAGAAUCAAUGAAUAGCUAAAAACUUUAAAGGAUUUAUGCAUUAGGAAUGGUGUCAUUAGGAAUUCAUGGAAAGAGGGGAGCAUGAAUUGUGGUUGAUUUAGGGAACGAGUCAGGCUAGGUGAUAAUGGAGAAGAAUUUAGAAAUUGAAGAUCUGUGGAAGAGAAACAAAGAGAUGGGAAGAAAGGAAAAGAAGAGAAUGGUGGGUGGUGAUGAAUUGAGAGGAAACUGGGAAUUUGCAGAAGACUUUAAAAGUAAUGUGAAGGAGGGGGGGCAGCUAGGUGGUUCAGUGGAUUGAGAUCCAGACCCAGAGAAGAGAGGUUCUGGGUUCAAAUCUGUCCUCCGACACUUCCUAGCUGUGUGACCCUGGGCAAGUCAUUUAACUUCCAUUGCCUAGCCCUUAACACUCUUCUGCCUUGGAACCAAUAUGCAGUAUUGAUUCUAAGGUGAAAGGUAAGGGUCUUAAAAAUCAAUCAAUCAAUCAAUCAAUCAAUCAGUAAAGAUAAAUGUAAUGUGAAGGACUUACUGGGGACAAGAUUUGUGGUUAUAGUUUAAAUUGCAGAAGAAACAUGUUUCUCCUGUCUUACAAUAGCAAUCUCUAUGUGCUAUGGAGAUGGGGGAUAAAAGAGGAAAGGAAAUGGAAAUAAAUGAAUCUGACUGAUGUAGGACAUGUUUGGUGAGUCAAAAAAUGGAGCAGAGGACUAGUUUGGGAGGUAGAAAUGCUGUUUAGAGUUGAACAGUGGUUUAAAGACAGUUAUGCAUUAUAUUUUCCCCCUUUGAACUGCUUAUUGACUUUACUGUGAAUCUUAGAGACUAAAAUUAAAAUGUUAAAAAAUAAACAAAAUUAAAAUGUAUUUUAAAUGACAUUACUGUUGCUUAUAACAUCCUCAAAGGCAGAGAUUGUUUCAUUUUCCUUUGUGUCCCUAUUGUUUAAUGCAAGACUUUGCAUAUAAUAUAAGUUUAUUGAAUUAUACUGUUAGGGAAAUGGGCCCUACUCUAUAAAGAAAUUAUCAGAAAAAAAUUUUACCUUUAUUUUUAAGAAUGCAUGCAGAGAUUGAAGAAAGCAUGUUAUCAAAUUCCACAAAUAUUUGUUGAGUCUGUUCUCUGUGCAGGGCACUAAGCUGGCUGUUAGAAAAAAUAUAAUCACUUCCCUCAAGGAUCUUACAGUCUACUGGGGUGAUAAAACAUAUAAAUAGAUAAGAAAAUACUAAGUAAUUUCUGGAUAGAGAGGACACAGAGUUGGAUGAAUAAGAAAAAGUUUCAUUUAGGAAGUGGCAUCUGAACUGAGCCUUGAAGGAAGUUAGGAAUUUUGAGAGAUAGAUAUGGGGAAGGAAUGUCUUCUAGGGCACUUUAGCCUAUGCAAAAGUUCAGAGGUUGGAGAUGACAUGUUGAGUUUGGGGACCAGCAAGUAGGGCAAUAGUUAAAAUAGUCUGUAAGGGGAACUAUAGCAAUGUGAGAUGCCUGGAAAAGUAGGUGAGAACUAGAUAAUUGAGGACUUCAGUGUUAUUUUUUAAUUUUUAAAUAAGAAAUUUUUAUUUAUGUAUUUUCUUGAAACAUGGUCUAGAUUUCCCCUUCGAUUACUCCCCCUCCAUCCUCCCAGAAAACCAUUCCUUACAACAAAGAAGUAAACAGUAAAUAAAAAGAAGAUAAGGAAAAAAAAUCAGCAAAACUGAAUCAUAAGUAGAAAAAUUCUGAUUUUAUAAGCAAUGUUUUUAUCUGGGGACCAUCCCCCUUCCCAUGCUGAGGAGUAAGGAGGAUUAUUCUCUUUGGAUCCAAAUUUGUCAUUUAUACUUCUACAACAUUUAAUUUAGUUAGAAUAUUUUGUGGUGGUUAUACUUUUUAUUGUUGUAGUCAUUUGGUAUACUGGUUUCCUGUUUCUGCUUACUUCACUUUGCAUAAGUUCAUGUAAGUUUUCCCAUGCUUUAUUCAUCAUGUUCAUCAAUUCUCACAGUAUAGUAAUAUUCCCUUAAAUUCAUGCAUUAUAAUUUCAAAGUCAUAUUAAGAAAUUUGUAUUCUAUGCUGGAGGCACCUGGCAGCUACUAAAGAUUUUGGAGCAGUGAAUGACAUGGUUAUACCUUUGAUUUAGGACUAUUUGGUGACAAUAUAGAGGGUGAAUGGAAAGGGGAGAGAAAGUAGGGAAACCAAUCUCAUGGCUAUUAUUAUUAUUUUUUAAAACCCUUACCUUCCAUCUUGGAGUCAAUACUGUGCCCUGGUUCCAAGGCAGAAGAGUGGUAAGGGCUAGGCAAUGGGGUCAAGUGACUUUCCCAGGGUCACACAGCUGGGAAGUGUCUGAGGCCAGAUUUGAACCUAGGACCUUACAUCUCUAGGCCUGGCUCUCAAUACACUGAGCUACCCAGCUGCCUCUGGUGGCUAUUAUAAUAGUCUCUGUGAGAGGUGAGAAGGGCCUAAAUGGCUUUGUGAAUGGAUAGAUUCUGUGGAUGGAGAAUCAAUAAGACUUGGUGCUUGAUUGGAUUUUGGAGCUCAAGAAAAGAGUAAGAGUCAAGGAUGCAUAGCUGGGUGACUGGAAACAAGGCUGUGCCCUCAACCAAAAAUAGGAAAUUUUUAUUGAGGGAUUAGUUUGAGAAGAAAUAUAAUGAGUUCUCUUUGUGACAAGUUGAGUUUGGGAUGCUAAUGAGACACCUAAGUGUAGUUGGUGUGCUAGGACUGGUAUUAAGGAAAGAUAUUAGGGAUAUAUAAUGACUUGGGGGGUCAUCUAUAUAAAGAUGAUAAUUGAAAGUUUAAGAAAUUAUCAAGAUAACCUAGAAAAAAAAGAGAAGAGGGCACAUAAACCCCAUCUCUUCCUCUUACUAUUUGUGUGAACUUUGGCUAGUCAUUUAAUCUGAAGAUCUCAAUUUCUUCAUAUAUAAAAUGAGAGAGUUGGAUGACCUCUUUUCAGCUCAAAAAAUAAUCUAUAAAAAUCUGUAACAGCUAGCAUCUAUAUAAUAUUUUCUUUUUUAACAGUUUGCAAAGAGUUUUAAAAAUAUCUCAUUUCAUCCUACAGCUCUGGAAGAUGGGUGCUAUUAUUAUCUCCAUUUUACAGAGGAUAAGACUAAGGCAUACAAAAGUUGAGUGACUUGCCCAGGGUCUCACAACUAGUAAUUAUCGGGGGUCACAUUUGAACUCAGAUUUUCCUGACUCCAAAUCCAGUACUUUAUCCUGAGCCACACCAGUGGUAGUUGCAUGAACCUGUGUAGUUGUAACUAAUUUUUUUUAGAGGAGGAUAAAUUGGGGUUAAUUAUAUGACCCCCCCCCCCUUGACUUCAAGGGAAAUUCUAUCCCUUUGGAAGCCUCUGUCUGAAAGCUUUUUAUUCCCAUUGUCAAUGGAAUGUUUUGGGAUUCCGUACUUUAGCAUUUUGAUGGAUCUGUGUUCUCAUCAGUGUUGGCCCUCCCACCAGCAGUGCAGAUGACAUCUCCACUCUGCUUUCAGAUCCUGUGCAACUCUUGUCCAUGUCAUACCUCAAGAUGUUCACACCUGUCGUCCUGGUGGCUCUUCCUCCAGGUCUCUUGACAUGAUGCAGGGAGGAGGAGCUGAAAUUGUCACCUUCACUUACAAAGAAGAACUAAGCUUAUGCUUCAGGAUAUAAAACCCAGGGCUUACUACCAUGAGACCAUUAGGAAGAAGAAUGUCUUCCAAGCAAGCCGCCUCUCCAUUUGCCUGUGCAGCUGAUGGAGAGGAAGCGAUGACCCAGGAUUUGUCCGCUCGGGAAAAGGAAGAGGGCAGCGACCAGCACGUGACCUCCCACCUGCCUCUUCACCCUAUCAUGCACAACAAACCUCACUCUGAGGAGCUACCAACUCUUGUCACCACCAUUCAACAAGAUGCUGACUGGGACAGUGUAAUCUCAGCCCAGCACCGAAUGGAAUCAGAGAAUACUAAGUUAUGUUCCCUCUAUUCCUUCCGAAAUACCUCUACCUCACCACACAAGCCUGACGACGGGGGUCGGGACCGAGAGAUAAUGACUAGUGUCACUUUUGGAACGCCAGAGCGCCGCAAAGGGAGCUUGGCAGACGUAGUGGACACCCUGAAACAGAAGAAGUUGGAAGAGAUGACCCGGACUGAGCAGGAGGACUCAUCCUGCAUGGAAAAACUACUUUCAAAAGACUGGAAGGAGAAAAUGGAAAGAUUAAAUGCCAGUGAGCUUCUUGGAGAAAUUAAAGGUACCCCUGAGAGUCUGGCAGAGAAAGAACGGCAGCUCUCCACCAUGAUCACCCAGCUGAUCAGUUUACGGGAGCAGCUCCUGGCUGCCCACGAUGAACAGAAAAAGCUAGCAGCCUCCCAGAUUGAGAAGCAGCGGCAGCAGAUGGACCUAGCUCGCCAGCAGCAAGAGCAGAUUGCGAGGCAGCAGCAGCAGCUUCUGCAACAGCAGCACAAAAUCAAUCUCCUGCAGCAGCAAAUUCAGCAGGUUCAGGGUCACAUGCCUCCGCUCAUGAUCCCAAUUUUUCCACACGACCAGCGGACACUGGCGGCAGCCGCUGCUGCCCAACAGGGAUUCCUCUUCCCCUCUGGAAUACCAUACAAACCAGGUGAUAACUACCCCGUACAGUUCAUUCCAUCAACAAUGGCAGCUGCUGCUGCUUCUGGACUGAGCCCUUUACAGCUUCAGAAAGGGCAUGCCUCCCACCCACAAAUUAGCCCAAGACUAAAGGGCCUAAGUGAACGUUAUGGCAGGAAUUUGGAUACCUUUGAACAUGGUGGUGGCCAGUCUUACAACCACAAAAAGAUUGAGCAGCUCUAUGCGGCCCAGCUGGCCAGUAUGCAGGUGUCACCUGGGGCAAAGAUGCCAUCUACUCCGCAGCCACCAACCACAGCAGGGGCGGUCUCACCUACUGGGAUGAAAAAUGAAAAGAGAGGGACAAGCCCUGUAACUCAAGUUAAGGAUGAAGCUGCACAGCCACUGAAUCUCUCAGCCAGGCCCAAGACAGCCGAGCCUGCAAAGUCCCCAACAUCUCCCACGCAGAGCCUCUUCCCAGCCAGCAAAACCAGUCCGGUAAACUUGCCAAACAAAAGUGGCAUUCCCAGCCCCAUUGGAGGAAGCCUGGGAAGAGGAUCCUCUUUAGAUAUCCUGUCCAGUCUCAACUCACCUGCCCUAUUUGGGGACCAGGACACGGUGAUGAAAGCCAUUCAAGAGGCUCGGAAGAUGAGAGAACAAAUCCAGCGGGAGCAGCAGCAACAGCAGCCGCACGGCAUCGAUGGCAAGCUCACCUCCAUGAAUAGCACGGGCCUGAACAACUGCAGGAAUGAAAAGGAGAGAACACGCUUCGAGAAUCUAGGCCCCCAGUUAACAGGGAAGUCAAAUGAAGAUGGGAAACUGGGCCCAGGAGUCAUUGAUCUGACCAGGCCUGAAGAUGCUGAGGCUCCAGGCCCAGAUCAGCUGACUAUAGGAACAUCAGAUAAACUGACCAGAAGUAAAGCCGUGAAUGGCUCUGCAGCUAAACUACAGCAGUAUUAUUGUUGGCCAACAGGAGGUGCCACCGUGGCUGAAGCCCGUGUCUACAGGGAUGCCCGGGGCCGGGCUAGCACCGAACCACACAUCAAGCGACCAAUGAAUGCUUUCAUGGUUUGGGCAAAGGACGAGCGGAGGAAAAUCCUUCAAGCCUUCCCUGACAUGCACAACUCCAACAUUAGUAAGAUUCUAGGCUCUCGCUGGAAAUCCAUGUCCAACCAAGAGAAGCAACCGUAUUAUGAAGAGCAGGCUCGGCUAAGCAAGAUCCAUCUAGAGAAGUAUCCGAAUUACAAGUAUAAACCCCGACCAAAACGUACCUGCAUUGUUGACGGCAAAAAACUCCGCAUUGGAGAGUACAAACAGCUGAUGAGGUCUCGGAGACAGGAGAUGAGACAAUUCUUCACUGUAGGGCAACAGCCUCAGAUUCCCAUCACCACAGGAACGGGUGUUGUGUAUCCUGGUGCUAUUACCAUGGCGACUACCACACCAUCUCCUCAGAUGACAUCUGACUGCUCCAGCACCUCAGCCAGCCCGGAGCCCAGCCUCCCUGUCAUCCAGAGCACUUACGGCAUGAAGACAGACAGCGGAAGCCUGGCGGGGAACGAAAUGAUCAACGGAGAGGAUGAGAUGGAAAUGUAUGACGACUAUGAAGAUGAGCCCAAAUCAGACUAUAGCAGUGAAAACGAAGGUCCCGAAGCCGUCAGUGCCAACUGAGGAGUGUUUGCAGAAUCAAAAUGCUCGGACUGGGUUUUUUUUUCUUCUUUAUUUUUUUCCUGAACAAAAAAAAAAAUGGUCUUAAAGAGCCCGCAUGCAUUUGUGGCUCCCCAAUUACAUCAGCAGAAUGGUCUUAAUUGUUUCAUAAUGUGUGAGACAGAUGGAGUUUUCCCUGAUUUUUCAUGAACUUGUGUUUUUUUGUUUGUUUUUUAUUUAGGUGAAGACAUAUAUUAAAUAUGAGACAUCGGGACUUGAAAACUUAUCAGAAUUCAUAGCUGUCUUACCAGUCUUACUUAUUUUUUUUGGUCUUUUUUUUUCUCUUUUGGAUGUUGAUAAAGGUUUAAGUUACUGUUUUUAGAUGGGGUUAAACAUUCUCACUCAGGUAUGCUGUGCCGGCCUACAGGUUGUGAAUGUGUUUUUAUUCUGAAUUAUGUUAGCAAACAACUGCAGAUUUCAUCUUGUGAACGCGAGCAGAAUGUCUGCGGGCACGCGAGCACAGCUGCGUGCAGAGCACUUAAAAAAAGGCCUCUGAAUUCCAUUUUUCCAUGUGUAGAGUUGAACUUCUAAUGUGCCAAACUUUUUCAUCACUCUUGAAUCUUAAAAAAAUUUUUUUUGAAAGUCUUAAGGGAGACACUGCAAAGUCUUAGACAAUCCUUUGGCAUCUUAAAAAAAAAAAAAGGAUAACCACAGGUUGUAUUUUUUCCUUUUUUUUCCAGAAAAUGGUAAAGUACUCAGGAAUCUGGAGACAGGAUAUUGUAAGGAGUGAGCUUGGUUGCCACCGUGCAUGUACCCAACUGCUUUUGCCUCUCAAUGUGCCAUCAGUGUGUGACAUGACAUGACGUGACACGACGUGAUGUGAUGUGGUGUCCACACAACACAGAGCGCUCACCAGUUAUGAACAAGGCUGCUUGUCCCCACGUGAGGCUGCCUCUCACAAUCCCCAUUACCCUUUAGCCUUUAACCCUGGCAUUCAGUCUUAAACAUAUUUUCUCUUAAAUAAUUUAUUCAUUCCAGAAUGUCAAGGGUCCAAUGAUUAUUUAUUUUAAAAAGCAUUGUUGGUGGCAUUAACUUAACAAUCCUUUUUUCUACCCUUCUACCCCAAACUCCCCAAUCUCCUUAUUUUUUUGGUCCUCCAUUACCUGCUACAGACAUAAAAAUGUAUGCAAGGAUUAUAUGUCCCCAGAACAUCUGGAAGCAUUUCUUAAACAUAAUGAUAAUUCAAGUUAAUUUUUUAAGCCAAAAAAAAUAUUAUUCUUUACAAUAGGGAGCUGACUACAAGGCUGGGUACUUGCUGCCCAAAUGUAGGUUCCUACAACUGAGCAGGCGAGUCUUCUGAUUUCCCUUCCUAUGUCCGAAUUCUGUGGGAGCUGAUCUCAGCAGGGGAGGAAGAAGAUGAGGAAGGCUUCACGGCCCCCCAGCAGGAGGGCCAUACAAGGGAACCCACAAGCCAAACCCCUAGUCCACACUUUCAGGCCCCAUGUAGGAGCUACCCAUGAAGAGUGAGCCAGUCCUGGACAACAGGACCAGCGGUUGUGUGGGACUUAAAUUUGUUUAUAAAAUCCCAAGGACAGAGAGAAGUCACCCAACAGCCUCCAUGCUGCAAGUAGAGAGGUAAAUAGUGAGUCAGGAUGCAUUUGGGGAAUGAAAUGUAAACUUUGGAGGAGCCAAAGGAGAAUAUUCCCUUAAUGAAAAGUUCCUGCUUUUAGAACCAAGGAACCAAGAGCUCAUGGUGGGGCAGAAGAAUUUCCUUGGCUGCCUCUCUUACCUACGCAAAUAAUUGGGGUGCACACAAUCAGCCGUGUGUGUGUGUGUGUGUGUGUGUGUGUGUGUGUGUGUGUGUGUGUGUAUAGAAUGGAAGAUAAUGUGCAGAACCUAACUCACUGGGCACAUGCAGCACCCAUCCCUAGAGAGGUCCCCCACCUGUCUGUAGGACCCCUGAGCUCUCAAUGAUACCAGCUCCCUUCUAGGCUCAAAAGCUCAGCUCUCCACACCCACCUCCUUUCUCCCACCUCCUGGAAUCAGCAUAGUUCAUUUUGCUUCCCCCACCAUUUUCACUUUCUCCAUUUGGAAAGCCAAUGACCAGAUCUGUUCAUCCCCAGUGGGACAAAAUACAAGCUCAUUACUAGGACAUAGGAACAAGGCUGUCAGAUUUCUUGAGCCAUCUCAUCACUUGAAAGCAACUAGAGGAUCUUUGUAUUUAUUUUCUCCAAACCCAAGGCCAUACCCAAUAGCAAUAAACAGGUCUAGCCUAGAGGAGUCCAGGCUCCAGGCUCCCAUUAGCUGGUGAGCAUUCUUUACAAGCUGAUUUAGGUACUGAGACAAGUUGUCUUCUUCACAUCAGUUGGGGCUCAGAACUUAGUUUGGAUAUGUUUCGCUCAGAAGAGGAGGAGGAUUACUUACUAAAGAUGGACUAUUUAUUAUAUCGUCUUACUGACUUAGCCAGUUUGUCACCUCUCCUUAAUUCUCUCUCUCUUACCGACCCCUUCCUACUCCCCACUUCCCAACACCUUGCUUGCUCCUUCCUUCUUGGUUUUGUUGCAUAGGUAGAGUGCUGUAUGGCUAGCAUUGUGUCGUCUGUAAUUAAUUUUGCACAAAGGCAAACAUUUAGAGUAGUUGGUUAAUUUUGUUUUGUUUUAUGACCACGCCAAAAUAAUAUUCUGGGCUGGUGGAGAACAAAGGACUGUUCUUUAGGACUGAAACUUGAUUUUGCUCGUAGUACAAACACACACACACACACACACACACACACACUCACAGAUGUUGUUUUGUAAGUGUUAUAAGCACUGGAUAUAAAUGGUAUUUUUUAUCACUUCUGACUAAUGUGAAACUGUUGUACGAAAAAUACAUGAACAAAAGUCAUCUGUUUCGACUCGUGUGGGCUUGCCCCACAGUUGCCGGAUUUGAGUCAUUUUAUGUCUUGUUAUUUCAUUUAUUUAUGCAAAAUCCAUGCGUGUAUGAACACUUUGUUGGAGCUGCAGCCCCUGCCUGCCUCAGUGCUGGGGUUCGGUCACUUCUGGCCACGUUCUUCAAAAAUGAAAGGCUAUUCAGGAAGGAUCUGAUUGUAAACGUCUCAUUCAUUGGGUCAGAUGGGAAAGUCGUAUCUGGAUCUCAAUGGUGCGCAUAAGCAGUUUAUCGUAUUUAUUAGCCAACUUUGGCUCUAAAUGUUGGUGGAAAUUAAGAAAGGACAAUCGUAGCGAUAGCUUCAUUUUACUUUUAUCGGGGCUCGAAACAAAGUCUUUUGAUGAAUCUACCAUCUCAUUUUAGAUUUUUUUUAAAGUGUAAAUAUAACAUAGGAAAUAGAAUUUUAUUUUUGGUUCAUGAAUAAUUAGUGAAGUAUAAGUUAUGUAUUUACUUUUUCUGUUCUGUAUCCAUGUAUGUUGGUCCAUAUUAAAAGCUGACAAGUCACUGUACCUCAUGCAAAUGCUGAAUUAUCAGAGUGAGAGAGCAGUGAGAGCGUAGGAUUGGACCUAGAGCUGGGAUAGCAAGACCCCUCACUUGGGCUCUCACUGAAUUUAGAAGACACCGUCCACAGACACAGACUUAUUAUUUUUUUUCUUAUAGAAAGCUGAUACAUUGAAAAUACCAAAUUUCCAGGAUAGCUGGUAGGAAACUCAAUUUGCUUUGUGAAUCCAAGCAGAAUGCAUGAAAUAGUCCUGUUACUGUUUGAUAGCAGAAAGCAUGAAUAGCAUUUGGGAAGCAAAAAAAAAAAGAUGUCUGAAGAUUAGACUCAUUAAUAAAGCCCCACCCCCUGCUCUGCCCCUACCAUACCCCAAUACUGAAUAGUUUGAAUAAUAUAAGACUCCUUAUUUGUGUGUCCAUUAGUUCAUGGUAUUGUCAUAUUGCAGAUGAAAAUGAUUUACACAUGUAAGAGGACGUAUGGGACUUUUCCCUAUCACUUGGAUUUGGGGCACCGGCAGGAAAUAUCCUUUUUAACCAUUGUGCCAUAUAGUUAAUGGUGGGAUGAUAUAUACAUAUUAUAGAUAUACAUAUAUAUAUACACUAUGUCUAUCCACACGUAUACCCAUACAUGUGGAUAUGUGUAGCAUAUAUGUGUAUGCAUACAUAUAUACAUGCUACUUUUGUCCACAGACUUUACCCCGUCCCCUAAAAUGAUUUAGUUGUGAAAUGAUCUAAUGGGGUGGGGAGGAAAGUCUGUGGACAAAAGUGGUCAAGCUAUUCCUGUGCUUAAUGAACAAAUGUGGUGUUUUUCUGUUUGGGACAAUUAUAAAACAUUUCUUGUUUUCAAAGAUACCCAGAUCAUGACAAAGUGUAAUCCCAUCCACCCCUAUGGUUCUCCUUUGUGAAGCACUGGUCCCAGGAAGAGGCUUGAGCUGAACCACCAGUGGGUCCUCCCACAUCUGGUUCCAAGCUUAUCUCAGGAAGGGCUAAAGAUGUCUGCCUUCAAACCUGGGAUGCACUAGGCCCAGCGAACACCUGGGUAUUUAUUUAUCAGAGGGUCAGUGAGUUACCUUGUGGUGUCAACGCUGAAAUAAAACUUUGGGGAGGUCGGGGUAAGGGAUGGCAGGUUGCUCAGAGCAUUCUCACCUCAACCAGGGAGUGGGUGAGCCAUCAAUAGGCUGCCAUGGUUCAGAGCAUGCUUCUCCGUCCCCUGAGGAGAAACUCAUUCUGGCCCCAACACCACAGUUUAGUUCGCUCCCCUCCCAUUCCAGUUUGACCGAAUUGUUUUAUAAGAGAUGGUUUUCCUGAGUAAUCAACGAGAAAAGUCACAUUGCCAUUUGAGACCAUGCAAGAUACCUUGUGCCCAGUGCCAUUGAUUGCCCAAGAAUCGCAGCUGGAUAAAUGUAACCUGAUGCUUUCCUGGGUCUUCGUUUUUCCUAUAAAAAGGGACAAAUGGUGCCCCCUCUCUGAGGGACCUUCCACUGAUAUUCAUUUAAGAAUGGACUUGGCACUCCCACCCAUUUUGCUCAAAGAAUCAUUGUGUCUGACCUCAUCUGCCCUCCUAUGAGUUGUUUCAUUGCCUUCUUGCCUCCCUCCCCAUCCCAACAUGCCUUUCUUAAUAAAUGAAUUCUCUCUGUGAUUCCUUUUGACCAUGUCCCAUUUUUUUAAAUACUGUAUAAUGUUAGGACCCCCAGGUGAAUGUGAUAUAAUAAUUGAUCAUCAGAAAUAUCAAUAUGCAAACAUUUGUUUUCCCUUUCCCUUCCAUCAGGAGCUGAGCCGUUUGUUCCUGAAUUCCUGUAUUUUGGAAGCAGGCAACUCUGGUUCAGAGAGUGGGGCAGAGCAAGGGUCUCCAGGAUGGGGGAUGGGGGCUAGGGGUUGGAGGUGGGGUUGCUCAUUGAAAGCUAUUUUCAACUUGAUGUGGAUGGCAGUACACGAGCUUAGAGAGCAGCUGGGCAGUAAGGGCGUGCUCUUAAUUUCCUCUUUCUGAAGAACCCCAACUGAGGUCCAUGGUGCUCCUGGAUUAUGGGGAAUGUGCAAAUAUUUCACUGUGUGUGUAUGUGUGCACGCUGCCCUAGUGCAUUCUUUUCCCCUCAGGCCAUCCUUCUGUCCGUUUCCCUUCGUCAUGCGUGUUUUUGCUUUUUUUGAAAGCACAGGUUUUAUUGUUACCCGACCCUCUUCUAUACUGCCCCCGCUUGUAGCGUGAUAGACUCCUUAGCCUUUCUGUCCAUCCAUUAUUGUAUUUGCCAUGUAAAUUUUUUUUAUUACAUUAAGACAAGCUUAUAAGCUGUUACUACAUAACUUAUCUUACUGUAACUCUUUAUUUCCUGAUGUAAUUUGUUUGUGAUGUAUAUUGUGGGAUUGUACUCUAUGUUAAUUUAAUCAGCACAAUUCACUGACAUGCUGGACUGACAUGCUGGCUGCUGUUUCCAAUUGUAAAGUUUGUGUAGGGCUGUAGGGACAACUGCAACUCUGUUGUCAAGGUACUAUGCUCUGGUUCCUAUAGCAACACUGGGGGUGUGGCCCUGGAGAUGCUAGGGUUGCUGUUGAGAUACACCCUCUAGCAAAUUUUAACUGGCAGGUUUUCUUCAUAGAAAUUCUAUGUACAAUGCAGGUACCUACCUGGGCCCAUGGCUGGUAAUGAUUUGGGCGUUUAGAGGAAAAAGAUUAAAAAAAAAAACUAGUGUCUAUUGCUGCUUUGAAUAUGUUUUAAAGUCUGAAAAUGUAAAUAGUUUAUCAAAAAAAAAAUCUUGUACAGUCCAGUGUAAAGUUUUUAAAUGAACUUACAGGUUGCCAUCACAUCUUUCUCACCCUUUUCUCUCAACACCGAAAACAAAGUUUGCUAAGGAUAAAAAACUAUCGAUGACAAAGAAAUCUCUCGAGUUAAAAAGAAAAGAAAAAAAGUUUAAAAAAGAGAAUCAUCGUUCUUAGCUUCGUCGCAUAAACAGACUUCUUGGGAUUUUGUUGUGCAGUAUUGACGUGAGGUAAAUUGGAUAUUCAAUAAUCUCUCAGUGGUACUUUUAAAAGUCUUCUCCUCCUCCUCUGCCUCAGUAAUUAAUGGAAAAGACACAGUUGAAAGGCACACUGUCUUUAUUCUGGUGUAUGUUGGCACCCCUGCUACAUGUUCCUUUUUCUUUUCUUUUAUCUUUGUUUUUUUUCUUUUCCUUCCUUCUCUUCUUCUACUUUUUUUUUUUUUUUUUUUUUUUGCACAAGGUGCUUUCCUGAUAUGUUAAACAUACCAUCAUCCUCCGGUGAUACCGUAGAAUAUGCCAUGAUGGGGGUACAGCCCACCCUCCAGGGGAGUGUCUAUAAGAACUGCCUAUUUAUGCUCAUUUACCUCAAGACUGUCCUCUCUACCCUUAAUCUAGUCACCAUCACUCCAUCUUUUGUACUGCUGUUGACACUUACAAAAUUAAAGAUAAAUUUUGUUUUAUGA